AUGCCUAUCCGCAAUCCAUUUCGUCGUGCGCCUGGCGCCGAAGCCGCCGAUGAGGCGCAACGCAAUGGCGCCGAUAAUGACUUCAAGAACACAGCAGUCUCUGGCGCCAAACCACUAGAGAUCAAGGAUACGACUGAAUAUAAAUUGAGUGAAAUCAACGAUAGCGGAGUCUACCUGCCUCCAUCCCCGCAGCAGGACAAGCCCACCUUCUGGCAUUCCAAAUCCAAUGUCUCCACUACGUCCUCGAACCACCGAAGCCUGUUGGCUGAGACUGAGCCAUUCAACAUCUCGCGCGAGAGCUUCGACUCGUACAGGCGAUCCUUCGAUAUCUCCGCGCGAUCGCCCAUCACAGAUAUAACCGCCGAAACAUACCCUCGGCAGUCACUCGACGCACGACGAUCAAUCGAUACGAGGCGCUCUCUCGAUGUACGCCGUUCCCGAGCAACACCUCGCUCAUCUAUGCAGCAAGGACGUCCAAGCGAAAGCACAGACCGGGUGCCAGAAGAGGGGUUCGAGGACGUGGGAUUGAACGACGAGCCAAAGCCAGCGCCCAAGAAGCGUGGGAUUUUUUCACGAUUCGGCGACAACAACAACAACGCAGACAACAAACCGGAAGAAAGGCCCUCGCCCGGUCACCACUUUUCGUUAACCGGACGAAAGCGCGCCGAAAGUGGAAAAGGCGAAGAGCUGAAGCCCAUGGGACGGCUGUCAAGUGACGCGCCUGUCGAGACACGGUAG
Didymella exigua CBS 183.55 is the source of this 738-nucleotide messenger RNA. RefSeq lists its product as uncharacterized. The coding region runs from base 1 to 738 and encodes 245 amino acids. NCBI's taxonomy places the organism in Eukaryota, Fungi, Ascomycota, Dothideomycetes, Pleosporales, Didymellaceae. The transcript is spliced from 4 exons. The record is from RefSeq and is a predicted model, not a curated record.